CACACACAGCAAUGAUACAAAUAUCAAUGGCCUGGGAUAAGAAACCAUUAUUAUUCCAGCUAGUCUUUCCUAUAAUGAAAUUUAUUAUUUACCCCAUUGUAUUCUGUAGAGCUCGAUACAGAGUACCUGCAUGCAUAGUAUGUUAAUAUUAUUUCACUCCAUCCACCAUUCAAGCGGUGACUUUUCUGCCAGCAAAAUAACCCGACUAAGGAGAAGGGCCAUGGUCAUCUCAAUAUAAUCGAUCACGACUUCAGAUCACAAAGAAAACUUGAAAAUAAUAAUUUGCUUUACUUUAACUGAUAUUGUUUGUGGUUGCCUGGUUCUGGUAUAACUAUACCAAUUGGCUCAAGACAAGAUGGCUCCUCGUGGUUUCACAAAUCCAGCUCCAAAAACCGAGUCUGCGCGUUCUGCUUUGAGCUCUUUCACAUGUACCCUUUGCAAUAAAUCAUACUCUCGUCAUCCCGAAUAUGAAGCCCAUAUCUCCUCGUAUGACCAUCAACAUCGCAAACGACUUCAAGAUCUUAAGCAACUCUCGCGUGAUCCAAAUGCCGCAGAGAAGGCCAGGAGAGCAGAGAAAAAAGCCGACGCGGAAGCUGGCUUGAGGGUGAUCGACACCACCCAAAAUCGUCCAGCUCCUGGGCCUGGUCCCGGGAGCGUCAGCGGUGGUGUAGGAAAAGGAUCUGGAUUCAAGAAGGGGGGGUUCAAGAGCUCCUUCACGGCCGUCAAGGGUACUGCUGCUCCUGCAGCGCCUGUGAAAAAAAACGUCUUGGGAGAUGACGAUGAUGGAGUAGAGGCCAUCCGGACGAACGUCGAUUAUCAAGUGAAACCAGACAAACACACAGCAGUUGAAGACAAUGAUGGCGAAAGUGAUACUGAUGAAGAUUACGCCGACGAUCGAGUCGGUGGGGGCUACUAUGAUCCGCGAAAGCCUACAGAUUGUUUUGCUACUUGCACAGGAAUCAAAAAGGUUGACGCCACCGCACUAUGACCAAGCUUAUUCACCGUUCUUUUGUAUUCUAAUGGCCAAAAUGUGCACAAAUUGGUUAGAUGGAACUUGGAGUCCAGAUCCGCCAUAGACAUCAAAGUUUUACCAUCUAUAUCAAGGCUGGGCGACUUAGGCGCUUUCUCUUCUUACGUCAAAUAUGGACUUCGUGAAAACAUUAUCUGGUGGAAAUGGUUU
Aspergillus wentii DTO 134E9 is the source of this 1180-nucleotide messenger RNA. RefSeq names its product putative C2H2 finger domain protein. NCBI's taxonomy places the organism in Eukaryota, Fungi, Ascomycota, Eurotiomycetes, Eurotiales, Aspergillaceae. The transcript has 4 exons. The record is from RefSeq and is a predicted model, not a curated record. The coding region runs from base 356 to 988 and encodes 210 amino acids.